This is a messenger RNA of Symbiodinium necroappetens, 1908 nucleotides long. Lineage: Eukaryota; Dinophyceae; Suessiales; Symbiodiniaceae. The record is from the annotation of a GenBank genome assembly.
AUGGCAGUGGCUGCUGCCUUGGAUCUGGACACGAUGUAUGUUGUGAGCACCAGAUCGCGACAGAUUGUGAGAAACCUACCUUGCCCCGAAUGGGACGAGCUUCAACUGCGGCAGGUUGUUUGGCGCAGCAUUCCUUUGGCCAUCGUCACGUUCUUCUUGCAGGUCCACCAGAGUGUCGAGAUUCCGUGUUGUCAAAUGGCAGCUUCGCUGUCGGUCGCAGGAGCGGAGAUGUUCAACAGACCGAUUCAUUCGCGUGCACGUCGCUGCGACUGGUCAGAUGCACAUAACUGGCCAGGCCCGUGGAUGAACGGAACUACGCAUUUGAACCUGACCGGAGUGCUGGGCUCACAGUACACUUACCCGGAAAUUUACGGCGAGAAGGCAUUGACUGUUGUGCGGGAAUCCUCCAUACUUGAUGUAGAGAAGAGCAUGUGGAAGUCCUGCAACUGUGAAGCUUCAACAUGGAGCGUGCACACCGUCGGCUCCAGGGGUUCUCUUUACGGACGUGCUGAAGAUAUCCUACUUCCGUACCUCAACGUGAAGAUUGAGGAUGGAAAGAUGGGCUUCCCAGGCAGCGGCAAUCUCCUUGCGCUCAACUUCAUGCUUCAAGACCAGCUUCGAGCAGGUGUCGUCGGCGAUACGAAAAUUCAGACCGACGUCAUGAAGCUACUGCAGAAAAUUGGACGCAACAUGAGAAAGGAGGAGAAGAAGGGAAGCUUUUGGAAAGGCCACGCUGUCUCUGUCCUUGGAGGGAUGAAGGUGUCCUCCGACUGGUCGGGCACUGUCGGCAUGCUGUUUGACAAGGCCCGCGCGAAGGUACUCGACAGAAAGAAGAAUGGGUAUGACAAAGACCUGAGUUUGUGCCCGGCCUUCUCGGAGUACCGCUCAGUGCGCCAGACGAGACCUGGCAAGUGGCUAGAGUUGGUCGCGGCUUCGUGCCUGCUCCUCAACGCAGCGGUUCCCAUCGUGAAGCGGGUGGCCCGUGAGCGAAGCCUCACCACCAAGUCCAAUGUCUUUGUCGUUGCCAUUCACAUCAUCUUCGACUUGUUGCUCUACACGAGUGCGAUGUUGAUGGCGGCAGGAGGACUUAUGGUGCACCCCUUGGCUGUUGUGACGGAUGCAGGUCUUGACUUCUUCCUCCAGUCCGUGAAGGAGCUAUUGCAGAAGGCUUCGAAUGCGCAGACUUGGCCGGAGAUCUCGCGCCAAAUGAGUGCGCACUUGAAAUCUCCCGCCUGGCUGGACGGUGUUGAACAAGUCAGCAAACAAAUUUCUGAGAAGGUCGUUCCAGGGAUUGCGUUGGGCGGAGCUACAGUCUUGAAACUGCUUGCCGGCGUGGCAACAUUCUGGCUCCUGUCAGCUUUGCUGGCUCGUCAGACUGUGCCCAAGCAUCUCAAACUUUCGCUGCAUAGCAGCCUCUCCAUUGGCCCAUGUGGGCCAUUCAUCCUGUUUGCUCAACUCCCUGGAGAGAGCUUGGCGAAGCUCUCGGGUUUUGUGGAGCAACAGCUCGUGGUGAGAGAGCUUCUGCUGCUCUUGCUGCCGCUGCUGCCCUGGAUGUACAUGGAUGGAGGAGAUGUGCGAGUGGCCCUCGCCACCUUGCUGAGCCGCCUUAUCGAGCCCGUGGCCGUCUGCGCUGUUUGGGGUGUGGCGGUCUUUCUGCACGCAGUCUCAGGCUUUGCAGCCGUGGCGGCUGUGCGCAAGAGCCACAAGACGGCGCAACAGGCUCUUGUUGCCAGUGAGCAAAAGCCAGACAUCGAAAGGACACCCCAUUCUGCAGAUGAAGUGCAUCUUCAGCCCGAGCCGCUGGCGGAGAAGCGGCGCUUGUCGGUGACUGGGCCGUACGGUUCCUUCCUGGCGCCACCUCGGCCAGAUCUCCCAAACCGCAAGUCAAUCAGAAAGUCCCGGGUGUAG